Labrus mixtus (cuckoo wrasse) is the source of this 2463-nucleotide messenger RNA. RefSeq names its product E3 ubiquitin/ISG15 ligase TRIM25-like. The transcript has 4 exons. Bases 211 to 1845 code for a protein of 544 amino acids. Lineage: Eukaryota; Metazoa; Chordata; Actinopteri; Labriformes; Labridae. The record is from RefSeq and is a predicted model, not a curated record. Gene Ontology annotation, molecular function: zinc ion binding; protein binding.
GAGGUGCAGACUUCCUUGUUUGCUCUGCAUUCUGCCUGUUGUUACCUGUUGUCACUGUCUCUGUUGUUUCAGUGCGGUCAGGAGGAAGCGACUGAGAGAAGAAGAAACAAGAGAUAAAAGGUGGUGGUGAAGUCGGAUGGAAAGGAGGUUUUGACUAAAAGAGUGCGAAGAGAAGAAAACUGAUCGAUUAAAGCUUCAUCAGCUCCCAUCAUGUCUUCUUGCAAGCCGGAGGAGCAGUUGGCCUACGAGCUGAGCUGCCCCAUCUGCCUCCAGCUCUACUCAGAUCCGGUGGUUCUCCCCUGUGGCCACAACUACUGUCGAGUCUGUAUCAAGAUGACAGCGGACUCUGUCGUCGAAACACUUCCACGUUGCCCGGAGUGCCGUGUGGAAUUUCAGAGCGUGAAUACCCUGCAGAAGAACUUUAAACUCUGCAGCAUCAUCGAGGGUUACCAAGCCACUGCCUCCCUCCUGAGCAGGCGGACUGAGACCGAGUCCGAGGGUGCGGAGGUUUUCUGCGACCACUGCAUCGACGAGCAGUCGCUGGCGGUGAAGACCUGCCUGAAGUGCGAGGUGUCGCUGUGCUCCAGGCACCUCCAGAGGCACCAGGAGAAGGAGUCGUUCAGGGGUCACACUGUGGUGGAGCCCGCGGGGGAGCUGGGGAUGAGGGGCUGUGAAAUCCACCGGCGUCCCUUUGAGUACUUCUGCUCCAGCGACAUGGCCUUGCUGUGCGCCACGUGCUUCGUAGAGGGCUUUCAUCAGACGCACGACAUUCUUACCUUCAGUGUGGCCGAAGAGGAGAUGAGACGAGCGCUGGAGAGCCGCAGCAAGAUGGUUUCCAGUCGGCUGCAGGUGACUGAGAGUCUCCUACAGAAGACGGCCGAGGAGCAGGGAGCGUCUGAAGCUGUGGGAGACAAACUGGUGAACACGGCCGUCACAGUGAUGGAGAAUAUCGCUGCUCUAGUGGACAGGUACAGGGAGCGUCUACAUGUAAUGUUGGAAGAAGAAAGAGGCCAUCGCAGAAACAGCUGGCAGCAGGGACUGGGUGCACUCAAGAUGCAACAGCAGCAGCUGCAGGAAGCCCAGCAAAGCGCCCUAGAGGUCCUCAAUGAGACGGACACAUGCGUCUUUAUAAAAAGGUUCAUGCAGAUUGAACAUGAGCUGAGAGAAGUUGUCGCAAGUACCACUCCUUCAAAGAUCCCCUCAAAGGCUCCGCUCAUCACCAAACGUCUCCAGGUGGGCCUCAAAACCCAAGACUUCCGCUCAGAAAUGACCCACCUCGUAGACUCCCUCCACAUCCUCCUUAACCCCUUGGACCUCACUUUUAACCUCGUUACCGCCCACCCUAGCCUGAUAGUCUCCAAUGAUCUGCGCACAGUCAAGUACAGCUCCACCAAGCAGCCGUAUUGUGAGCACCCAGAGCGUUUUAUGACUGCACCCCAGGUCCUGUGCAGCCAGGGAUUCUCAAGUGGCGAGCAUGUGUGGGUGGUAGAAGUCGGUCCCAAUACCCAGUGGUCGCUGGGUGUGUGCUACAAGAGCAUCCUUCGCCGUGGUGAUCACAGUCGCCUAGGACACAACUCUGUGUCCUGGCGGCUGCAGCGGAAAAACGGAAAGCUGACGGUGUGCCAGUCCUCCUGUAAUGUGGCUCUUGGAGAAAUGACCAAUUAUCCACUGACGAUUGAGGUAGCUCUGGACUAUGAGGGAGGGACAGUAAUAUUUCACAGCACCAAAGGGCGCAGGGAGCACCUCCAUACCUUCAGGACUGUGUUCAGGGAGCCGGUUUACCCAGCGUUUAGUAUCCAUUCCAACACGCCAGAGUCCUGGAUCACUCUGCAGAGUGGGAUGUAAACUUUGUUUGUUAUCUAUAAAUUUCAUGCAAAAGGGAUCUUUGUGUGGGCUGUUAAAUCAAUUAAAUUGGUCUCCCACUUACGUUUUUUUUGUAUUAUUGUAUUUACAACAUUCAUUAUUGAAAUAUGUAUAUAAAAGUUCAGAUUUAUUUAAAAAUUCAAUAAAAAAAAGUGUAUUCAUGUGUAGCCUUGGUGGACAGAUUGACUUCCCUUCUCUUAGUUACGAGUUUGAAAAAUGAAUUUUAUUUUGCAGCUGUCAAUUCAUAGUUUUGCUACACUGAAUACAUUCUCAACUACAGGGAAUCAACACUUUACUAUUUUAUGCUUUUAUAUAAAAAGUGUUUUUCUGUCUAGUAUGACUGUAGUAGGACUGUUUACAUGACCUUGAAUUAUUUUGUUUUUCCUUCUCCUUUGUUUAAUCUGUCUAAUUUGGGUAGUUUGACGUAUAAUAAACAUUUUAAAAAAUAUAUAUAUUUCUCCUUUUGAUAUUCACUUUGUCUCUUUUUUCUAAAUGUUGUAUGAAUGUUUUGUGUUUCCCCAAAGUUUUCUCUAUAAAGUGAACACUGAUGUGUGGACACUGAUGUUUAUGCUAAAUAUCCAGACAUGCUUGUAAAGGAUG